Messenger RNA from Morchella importuna, 1782 nucleotides. RefSeq lists its product as uncharacterized. Gene Ontology annotation, molecular function: RNA binding; magnesium ion binding; phenylalanine-tRNA ligase activity. Lineage: Eukaryota; Fungi; Ascomycota; Pezizomycetes; Pezizales; Morchellaceae. Gene Ontology annotation, cellular component: phenylalanine-tRNA ligase complex; cytoplasm. The record is from RefSeq and is a predicted model, not a curated record. The transcript is spliced from 9 exons. The coding region runs from base 1 to 1782 and encodes 593 amino acids. Gene Ontology annotation, biological process: phenylalanyl-tRNA aminoacylation.
AUGCCUACCGUUGCAGUAAAUAAGUAUGAUCUCUUCGAGGCUCUUGGCCAGCAGUACACCACCGAAGAAUUCGAUGAGCUCUGCUUCGAGUUUGGUAUCGAGUUGGACGAAGAUACUGAGGGCGAUGCCGACAGACCAAAAGACCAGCCGCCUCAACUCAAAAUUGAAAUUCCCGCCAACAGAUAUGACAUGCUCUGCCACGAGGGUAUUUCCCUAAUGUUGAACAUCUUCCGUGGAAAGACCCCAAUGCCAAAUUACCGUGUCGUUCCUCCCGCUGAGGGCCAAGUUCACGAGAUCCAUGUCCAUGAAUCGACUACUCAAAUCCGGCCGUAUGUCUCCGCUGCUGUGCUGCGUGGGAUCAAGUUCACCCAGGACCGAUAUGACUCAUUCAUUGCGCUCCAAGAUAAACUUCACCAGAACCUGUGUCGCCAGCGUACAUUGGUGUCUAUGGGGACCCAUGAUCUCGACACAGUAAAGGGACCCUUCACCUACGAGGCCCUCUCACCGGAGGAGAUUGUCUUUACGCCAUUGAACCAGGAGAAGGUUAUGAACGGGAAGGAAUUGAUGGAGUUCUACGAGAACGACAGGAACCUCGGGAAAUACCUCCACAUCAUCAGGGACUCGCCCGUGUACCCUGUUAUCCUCGACGCUGAGCGCAACGUCUGCUCACUCCCCCCAAUCAUCAACAGCAACCGCUCAAAGAUCACUCUCGACACCCGAAAUGUCUUUAUUGAGGUCACAGCGACUGACCGCACCAAGGUCGAGAUCGUUACCAACAUCCUCGUCGCAAUGUUCUCCCAAUACUGCGACGAAGCUUUCACCGUGGAACCCGUCAAGAUUGUCUCUACCCACAACUCCGAGUCCCGUGAAGUACCCAAUCUCACCCCCCGCUCCACAACCGCCGAAAUCAGCUACAUCAACUCGUGCUGCGGUCUCUCCCUCACCGCCGAGGAGAUCUGCAAGCUCCUCGAGAAGAUGUCCUUCAUUGCCAAACCCUCCACCACAGACGCCGACAUAAUCGAUAUCGAGGUCCCCGUUACCCGCGCCGACGUACUCCACCAAUGCGACAUCAUGGAAGACGUCGCGAUUGCCUACGGCUACAACAACCUUCCCAAGACCUUCCCCGGCAAAUCGGGUACCAUCGCCGCUCCUCUUCCCCUCAACAAGCUCGGCGACAUUGUACGUCUCGAGGCUGCAAUGUGUGGAUGGAGUGAGGUGAUGCCGCUCAUCCUGUGCUCGCACGACGAGAACUUUGCGUGGCUCAACCGCACCGACGACGGCAAGACGGCCGUGAGGCUCGCCAACCCAAAGACCGCAGAGUACCAGGUUGUGCGUACCUCGCUGCUGCCCGGUAUCUUGAAGACAAUUAGGGAGAACAGGAAGCACUCGCUCCCAAUCAAGGUUUUUGAGAGCAGCGAUGUUGCGUUCAAAGAUGAGAGUCUGGAGAGGAAGAGUCGCAACGAGAGACAUUUUGCGGCGGCGAUCUGCGGGAAGACAAGUGGAUUUGAGGUAGUCCAUGGUCUGCUGGAUAGAGUUAUGGCCAUGUUGUCUACGGGUGUGAAGGAGAGCGGUGCGGAGGAGGCGAAGGAGGGAUACUGGAUUGAGGCCUGCGACGACCCAACAUACUUCCCUGGCCGCGCAGCCAGUAUCUGGAUCAGCUACCAGGACGGCAGAAAGGCGUCAAUUGGAACCUUUGGAAUUCUUCACCCCUCCGUUCUGGAGAAGUUUGAAAUCCCAUACCCGGUUUCGGCGAUGGAGAUAAAUCUCGAGGCAUUCUUGUAG